ACAGAAUUCCACUAGUUUUGCUUCAUCUUCCCCUCUGCUCUCUCUUCCUUCUUCUGUUGAAAAAUUCCAAGUUCUGUACGCUCUCUCUCUCUCUCUCUCUAUGACCAAGUCCAAAUACACACAAAGAUUUCAGAUGUCCACAUUUGAUUUUUCUCAAUGUGGUUUUCAUCAGUUCUUGCUGUGAUUUGUUGCACAGGAAGAAGAAUCGGUUCGGUAAUUGCUCCGGUAGAGUGUAUUUCGAGUAUUGUUGUUUCAAUCGAGACAUUAGGAAGAAUGACGAUUGCAAUUUCGGGAAAUCAUUGCGUCUGUAGUGACCUGAGAGGGAAAUUCCUGUAUUUUGAACUACAAAGUUCUGAUUUAUAGAAACUAGAAAGAGAAAAAAACUUAAGAACUUACUAUUCUUUUUCUUCUUUUAUAGAUUAUACUGAAGAAUCUCCAAAACAUGGUAGACAAAUCAGACAAGGAUGUCUCCUAUUGGUUGCCUAAGCCUAAAUCUAGAAUUGAUAUGCAGUUCCAUGUCCGUGGGGUGCCCUUUACUUUGGAAAGGGAUAUCAUAGUAGAAAAGUCGGCCAAGAUCGUGGAGAUACUGAACGAGCAAUCCGAUGACAGUAUCUAUCAGUUCCUCAGAAACAUACCAGCUCAUCCUAAGACAUUUGAACUUGUUGCAAGGUUCUGCCAUGGGUUUGAACUGCAAAUGUCAUGUGAGAAUGUGCUUCCUUUAGCAUGUCUUGCUUUCUAUCUGGGGAUGACUGAAAGUCACAGCCCAAAUAAUCUGUUGAGCAAAGCAGUUACCUUCUUUGAACAGAGAAUCCUCCCCUGCUGGAAUGAAACUAUUAAGGCUUUUCUUACAACAGAAGAUAUCAUACAACAGGCAGUGGAUACAGGCCUUGUUGGUGAAUGUAUUGAGUCUUUGGUUUGUAAGGCAGUGAAUGAUCCAUACCUCCUCGGUGAACCGCUUGUGAAUUUUGUAAAUGAUGAACUCAGUGAGGAUGAUGAGUUUCAUCACAAGCCCAGUGCAAGAAGAAAGCUCUUUGUUUCUGAGUGGCAGUCGGAGGAUUUGACAAUUCUGCCUCUUUCGUUAUAUGAAUUAACCAUUCAUUCUAUGAACCAGCAUGCUGUACCGCCGAGAUUUGUAGCUGCAUCCCUUUUGAAGUAUGCAAAGAAGUGGGUUUUUUGCAGUGCUAAAGGAGAGAAAAAAAUGUCGGUAUGCAAAACAAACCAUCAGAGGGAAGUCAUGGAAGCAGUGGAGAGGCUACUGCCUCAUCAGAAGGGACUAUUUCCUUGCACAAUACUGUUUGAAAUGCUUCGUUUUGCCAUUCAUUUGGAAGCUAAUGUUGGCUGUAGGAAUGGACUCGAGUUGAGGAUAGGAAAGCAGCUUGAUCAAGCUACAGCAAGUGAUCUUUUAAUACCUUCUCGAGACUACGCUAAGGAAAUGCAUUACGAUAUCGAGUGCGUGAAGCGGAUUAUAAAGCACUUCUAUAGAGAUUAUAACUCAAAUAUGGAAGGACUAACUGCGGUGGCGAGACUCAUUGAGGAGUUUUUGAUUGAGGUUGCCAGUGACAGAGAUUUGGAGAUAAGUGCAUUUGUUUCAUUAGUUGAAAUGUCAAGUGCAGCGUCAAUGGGAACUGAUAGGAGCUCCGAUGGAAUAUACAGGGCUAUAGAUAUAUACCUGGACAAGCAUAGCUACUUGACUGAAUCUGAAAAAGAAGAAGUGUGCAGAGGGCUGGACUACCAUAGGAUGUCGGCUGAAACUUGUGAACACGCAGCCAAGAAUCAGCGAUUGCCAUUAAGGAUAGUGGUCCAAGUGCUAUUUUUGGUGCAAUUGCAACUCCGCGAUGCGAUCACGAGGGAGAUGCAGGGUCCUGACAACAGAUUGACACAGGACGAGGUCGAAAAGGACGAAAGAGAGUUGGCCUUAAAUGAUGGAGUACAAAAAAGUGAAAUGGAGAAAAUGAGCAACAAAGUGAUGGAACUAGAGAAAGAAUGUCAUAUGAUGAGGAAAGAGAUUGAGGAAGGCUGCAUCCACAUGGUGAAAAAGGAGAAGACAAGCAUGUGGAGAGAAAUGAAGAGGAAGUUUGGUUGCAUAAACAAGAUGAACAACUGCAAUUGCCAAGUUAAAAAGAAAAAGGUUCAUCCAAAACUAUGGCCUUGACUAACAGACAACUGAUCCAUCCAUAAACUCUUCUGUAAUUAUUUGAUUACAUGCUUCUGCAUUAUCAUUCUAAUGGCCCUAUUUUAGUGAAUAAAUCUCCUAGUUUAUGGGCAUCAAGCCAAAAUUUUCCCCAAGGUAACUGUUCUUUUGCCACCUUGCUUUUCCAGCAUCAUGUCAUUUACCUUACAACAUGCAGAUUUGGAAUUGUCGACAAAAAGAACAGAGUUUAUUGAA
This is a messenger RNA of Cucurbita moschata (crookneck pumpkin), 2386 nucleotides long. RefSeq names its product BTB/POZ domain-containing protein At5g17580. The transcript is spliced from 5 exons. The record is from RefSeq and is a predicted model, not a curated record. Bases 443 to 2152 code for a protein of 569 amino acids. NCBI's taxonomy places the organism in Eukaryota, Viridiplantae, Streptophyta, Magnoliopsida, Cucurbitales, Cucurbitaceae.